Messenger RNA from Anopheles stephensi (Asian malaria mosquito), 10590 nucleotides. RefSeq names its product nuclear hormone receptor FTZ-F1-like. The transcript has 10 exons. Gene Ontology annotation, molecular function: RNA polymerase II cis-regulatory region sequence-specific DNA binding; zinc ion binding; nuclear receptor activity. The coding region runs from base 502 to 3645 and encodes 1047 amino acids. The record is from RefSeq and is a predicted model, not a curated record. NCBI's taxonomy places the organism in Eukaryota, Metazoa, Arthropoda, Insecta, Diptera, Culicidae. Gene Ontology annotation, cellular component: RNA polymerase II transcription regulator complex. Gene Ontology annotation, biological process: regulation of transcription by RNA polymerase II; tissue development; hormone-mediated signaling pathway.
GAAUCCAUCGUCAGUAUGUGUCAGUGCGCGACCGUGAAACAUACGUACCAUCCGUACCUUUGCCUGCCGCUUCGGGGCACUCCGUGUGGAGUGCGGACUGUGUGUGUGUGUGCUAGUUUUUUUUAUUCACUUCUUCCUUACCUCGGUCGGGUCGUGGCAUAGCGGUGGGAUAAAUCAUUAGCUUUAUGGAGGCUUAGAAUGCGUUCGCGAAGAAAGUGAGAAUAUUGGUCGUGUGGGGCGUGCGUGCCCCAGUGUACGUGUGUACAUCAUCAUGUGCAAGGCAAGAAAGGAAAGCACAAAGUCCUAGUCCAAGUGCUCGUGAGUUGUUCCUGCGGGAAGAAGAAGAAGAAGUGUACAAAAAUCGUCUCACUUAUAUCGCAAAAGUUGGUGUAAAGUGUGUGUGCUUGUGUUAGAUGUGCAUGUAAACGAAAACAGAGAAGAAAAUCAAACAAAUCAAUAGUUGAAACGUCAACUAAUCCCCGGGUAAAGCCGCCUCGAGAGAUGCACGAGGAAGCGACCUCAACGGCUAGUUCGUCCUCGCCCAAAACGGCCUCGAACAUUGUGUACGCAAACGGUGUUGGUAUGUUGCUUUCCACCUCACCGACACCCGGUCCGGGCGUGACCUCUUCCUCCACCACGACCUCGUCCACAUCCUCGUCGGCUACGUCAUCGACAUCCGCGGUCAAUCUGUACGAUGUGGUUGUGCAGCAGCAAGACCUGCUGCUCCCGAGCAGUCAUCACAGUGCGACCUUCCACAGUCAUCAGCACCAUCUGCAGCAGCAGCAGCAGCAGCAGCUACACCAUCAGCAACAUUCCCAGCAAGCGUUACAGCACGUAACGUCCAACUUGACGUCAGUGGCUACCAAAAUAAUAACUGUCACCGGGACCGGAAUGGGCGGCACUGGGUUGCAUCAGGCGAUGCAGCAACACCACCAUCUGCAGCAUGACCAUAGCCAUGCUCACCAGUCACAGCACCAUCACAACCAUCUGCAUCAUCAUCAGCAGCAACAGCAGCAGCAGCAGCACCAUCAACAUCAUCAGGUGCAUCACGUACAGACGCAACACCAUCAGCCAAGUUCCUCCACGAACGUGAUCGUGCCUGGCGCGAGUCACGGUUCCACCCUGCUGGUGCAGGCUAGCUCUAGCGGUGUUUCCGACCUUCUGCUCGGUCAAGAUCCUAUAACUACCACCACGUCGACAGUGGCCACGACGGCCACACUGAUCGCACUCACGCCCGACGAUGUGGUAGAGUCCGUGAUCGAUGGUCGCGUUGUAACGGCAACGGAAAAGGACACACUGCUCAGCAGUCUGGCCGGCGCCUCGACCACCUCCUGCACUGCCGACGGUGGCGGUGUGGUGGACGAGGUGGACGAGCAUGUCGUCACGAUGGUUAAUGCCGAUGGGACGCUACUCGGCUGCGUUGAGCCGUUACACCCGUCGACACAUCAGCAUCAACAUCAUCAGCAGCCAAGCUCCUCGUCGUCUAGUAUUACGAUCGUUUCGGAGGAAUCCAUACUACCGCUAGGCGUUGUUGCUCCGGCGUCCUGCGUGCUAGCGGUAACGACACGAUCACCCGCCUCGUCCACAUCUUGCUCCUCCAAUUCGACACCCUCGUCAUCGUCGACAUCUGCAGCAGCAGCAGCAGCAUCGUCUUCGUCGUCCUCGUCCGGCGUAUCUACGGUUCCUCUGUCCUCGUGCUCGAUCGGUAGUACCUCCACUACGGCGACGACGGCCGUUGCGGUUGCGACCGUCGGCAGUAGCGGAGGCCAUACCGGCGCCGGGUCCGGUGCGGCCGGCGUCGUUAUGUCCGCCCUGUCGGUAAAUAACGACGCGGCACACCUCACCGAGGAGAUCGAGAUCAAGAUCCCGGAGGAGGACGGUGCCAGCUUUGAGGAGGAUUCGGACGGCGGCGGCGGCGGCAGUGUCGGUGGAGCCGGCGGUCCCUACCAUCAUGGGGAUGGGAGCGGCGGCGGUGGCGGCGGCGGCGGCAGCAACAGCAACGGCAGCAACGGUGGCCCGGCGGCCGGCGGCCAAACGGCGGCGGGCGGCACAUCCUCGGCAGCGGCGGCAGCGGCGGCAGCCUAUCUGGCGAUACCGGCCUCAGAGCUGUGCCCGGUGUGCGGCGACAAGGUGUCCGGCUACCACUACGGGCUGCUAACGUGCGAAUCGUGCAAGGGCUUCUUCAAGCGCACCGUCCAGAACAAGAAGGUCUACACGUGCGUCGCCGAGCGCCAGUGCCACAUCGACAAGACGCAGCGGAAGCGCUGCCCGUACUGCCGCUUCCAGAAGUGUCUCGAGGUCGGCAUGAAGCUAGAAGCGGUACGAGCCGACAGGAUGCGCGGUGGACGAAACAAAUUCGGACCCAUGUACAAACGGGAUCGGGCGCGAAAGCUGCAGAUCAUGCGCCAGCGGCAGCUCGCCCUCCAAGCGCUGCGGGGCUCGAUCGGUGGCGGUGUCGGCAUCGGGACGCUCGGUUCGGACGGCGUGUCGCCACAGCUGCAGGGCCUAGACUAUCACCAACCGUACUCGAGCAUGCACAUCAAACAGGAAAUUCAGAUACCACAGGUCUCAUCCCUAACGUCAUCGCCGGAUAGUUCACCGAGCCCGAUCGCGAUCGCCCUCGGACAGGUUAACCCACAGACGACGAUAUCGCUCAGUAGCAGCGGUGUCGGUGGCAACGGUGGUGGUGGUGGCGGCGGCGGCGGAGGUGGCGGCGGCGGUGGCGGUGGUGGUGGCGGCGGUAGUAAUGGGUCCGGUGCCGGCACCGGCAGCUCCAACUCUAGCGCGACCAGCAUCCAGAAUCCGCUGUCCGACUCGAAGCUGUGGAUGAGCGCCAACUCGACGACCGCCUCGCCCCACUCGCUCAGCCCGAAGGCGUUCAGCUUCGACUCGAAUCCCACCAGCACGGCCGACUCCGGCAAUCCGGCCGACACCCUAAGGGUAUCGCCGAUGAUCCGCGAGUUCGUCCAGUCGAUCGACGAUCGCGAAUGGCAGACGUCACUGUUUUCGCUGCUCCAGAGCCAGUCCUACAAUCAGUGCGAGGUCGACCUGUUCGAGCUUAUGUGUAAGGUGUUGGACCAAAAUCUGUUCUCCCAGGUCGAUUGGGCGCGGAAUACGAUAUUCUUCAAGGAUUUGAAGGUGGACGAUCAGAUGAAGCUGCUCCAGAACAGCUGGUCGGAUAUGCUGGUGCUCGAUCACAUACACCAGCGCCUGCACAACGGGCUACCGGACGAAACCACCCUGCACAAUGGGCAGAAGUUUGAUCUCUUAGGUUUAGGGCUGCUGGGCGUACCGAGCCUGGCCGAGCACUUUAACGAGCUGCAGAACAAGCUGCAGGAGCUCAAGUUUGACGUCGGAGACUACAUCUGCAUGAAGUUUUUGCUGCUACUAAAUCCCGAUGUCCGGGGGAUCACCAACCGCAAAACGGUCGUCGAGGGCUACGAGAACGUGCAGGCGGCCCUGCUGGACUACACGCUUACCUGCUACCCGUCGGUGCCUGAUAAGUUCAGUAAGUUGCUCAGUAUUAUUCCGGAGAUCCACGGAAUGGCAGCUCGGGGUGAGGAGCAUCUGUACAUCAAACACUGUGCCGGCAGUGCACCGUCCCAGACGCUGCUGAUGGAGAUGCUGCAUGCCAAGCGAAAAUGAAGCUGGCCGGUCGACCCUACUCCACCGCCGACCACAGCAACGGUCCCGCAACAACGCCAGCCGGCCAGCAGCAACCCGGUGCGCAUGAGCACUACGGCCGAGGAAUAAGAACAUCCGUUUAGUCCGUCGUGCCGCCGAUGAUCAAUCAGAGUCAGCUGACCGAUUAGCAGAGCUAGAGAGAGAGAGAGAGAGACCGCUUGUUGUGGCCGGGCCGCCGUGUGUGCCGUGUUCUAUAGUGAGGGGUGUAUUUUGUUUUUGUUUUGUACAUUGCCAACCCACCACUACUAGUUACUUGCUGUUGAGGGACACACUCACACGCGCACACAUACACACAUACACACAGGAUCACAGGCGCGUGUCCAGGAUAGUGGAGAGAUCGCGCGCGGAUUAUUUAACAGUUUCACUACUUUCCCUUCCAUCAACGCCCCCCCCCCCCCUCCCUUUACUUCCCCCCCUCCUUCUUCUCGUGUAUACUUAAGACCGUGUUUUUUUUUGUUUGUUUCGCUCGUUAGAUUUAAGCUGGCAAGAUCAGCGCAUCCUCUAUCCAAUGCCGCCUAAGGGGAGUGCGUGCGUGGAUUUUGUUUUAUUAAUGUGUGUACCGCAUCAUCCUUUUAGGGACGAUUUUCUCGAUUUUUUUUUAUACUUACCCACCCUGCCCUCUCUUUAUACUCCCUCCGUCUUUCCUCCCCCUCCGUCUAUCUCGCGUUACUAUCUCGUGCGUAGUUAGGUUUAACGUUGGCCCCGCUUUAAAGACCGAAGAGCAAAACGACAGCAAAAGCAAAGUUCACGAAUCGCGUCGCGACAGGUAAUUAAUUGUUUGGUUAUUGUUUAAGCUUAUCGUUUAAGUAAUUGUGGUAUUAGGGGUUAGUAGUGUCGUUUUUAUUUUCUCUCUCUCUCUCCCGCGUAGAGCUGUAUGUUGUGUCCGGUGGGGUUGUCUGGCUCGAUUACGAUACAGAACCGUUCUUCAAGUGCGUGCGUGGUUGUGUACGUGUGUGUGUGUGCGUGUGUCCACGAUCGAAUGUAUAUAAAAGAAAGGUGGGGAAAACCAGAUCGGUAAACGAUGCUAGUGGCAGGACGAAAAUUAGGUGAUUAACAAAUUUUACACAAACAAAACACAAAACAAAAUGGUGUGAUCAGAACCACAGGAAGGAAGACAAAGAAUUGUGCAAUGCUAGAGAGUCCUGUUCUUUCUUCUGCAAAGAGGCGAUAACACACACACACAGCGCACACAUACACUUAGAAAACAAGCUGCAAAACCACUUGUCGUUACCAUUUGCAUCUCAGCAAAACAACACGUUAUCAGAAUCAGUUUUAUUCUAUUUAUUUUGCUUUCCUAUCGUUUUGUUUGCUGUUGGGCGCGUGCGCUGGAAGAGGGCAACGCGCGGAUAGGGAGAGAGACCAGCGCAACCGGAAGUGGUCACCAGUAUGUACAGCCAUAAACAGGGAAAUCGUUCAGUUCAAAUUCACCACCACCAAAUCGAAACAGCUCAACAUUGUUCGAAUUAUCAAGUCAAAGAAUCCUCUCACGCACGUGGUUGCCUCUUGCGCGACUAAUGCACUUGGUGCACCAUUGAUGCAUGCACGUGCGCAUCGAUCAGUUAUUUUUUUCUGUUCUCUUACGGACACCGGAUUUACCGUGAUCCUUAAAUAAAUGUACAGUUUGGUUAGGUAAGUUACGCACACACGCACCCAGCAGUGCGCGUGCGCGUUUAAGCCGGUGGGGUGGGAAAUGCUUGUAAAUUUUUUGGUUAAUAUAUUUUAAUGCUAAACUACCACUCUGCUCCCCACUGCAUUACCGUGAGGAAAAAUUGCCGGGAGGACAGGCGCGCACACACAUACACACACACGGAAUGUGUUAAUAGUGAUCUAGGGAGAGCGAGUGUUAAGUGCGAUGUUAAGGGGGAUGUUUUUAGUAGUGAUAGUAAACUAGCGGUAGGAAACUAAAAACGAAGAAGCCGAAGAGAGGGUGAACAAAAAAGAGGGAAAAGCGUGGGGGGGAGAGGGGAGGAAAUACACACAAGCACACACACACACACACAGCAAAAUGGAAACAAAGGAUCUAAAACUAAGUGUUCACUAAAUGUUAAAGCAAAAAUCAUGAUUCAUACAGCAAACAAAAGAAGGUUAAAACACAAGAAGGAAAAAGGUAGAUAAGGAUUGUGAAAAUAGUAAGCAGAGUGCAAGAUCGUUUAGGCUCGUAUAUAAAUGUAUAGAUAUACACAUAGAUAGAUAGGCGGGAGCGAAUAGAUGUGGGGGCCACCAUCAGGUUCUUUGGUUCUCCCUUGUUCAGCCAGCCCACCGGCUCAAAGUGAAAUGGCACUUCGGUUUUAAAGAGAAUUCUUUUCUCGCUUCUUGUUGAGUUUGUGGUUAUAUUUCGCUAGCCUUUUCGGCAAGGCCAACCAGCCAGCCACACAAACGUCCUAACUGUCGAACGCGAGCGCAACCCUUUUUUAGAGCUGGAACCCAUGAUUUGGCAACAACAAAAACAAAAAUGGAAAACGGUUUCAAACCAUACGGACAUACAAUACUGCAACAGAAACUUGUAACAAAAAGCUCCCAUAUACAUACACACUCAUAAAAAAAAACGAAUGAUGGUUUGGAAACAUACUAAGUGAAGUAAAAAAGUAAAAAUCAACAAGUUAUAAACUACAAAUAGCAACAAACAGCAAGCAAACACACAUCAACCUACAAACAAAGAAACAAAAAAAAAGAAACCAAUGUUCUAACUGUUCUAACUAACUAAUGUGCUGUGUCCACACGUAAAUACUGUUACAAAAAAAAAACACAAACAAAAACACAAAACUGCUGAUAUUAAGCGUUUCCUCACCAAAAUCACCAUCUUGAAAAAGCUUCUAACAACAAAAGAAUCACACAAACCAACCCUAUAUAGCGCUAUAUCCAUAUAUAUAUGUAUCUGAAGAUUCGCUAAAAGGAUCGACGAACGACGGCCACAAUGAGAGAGCGAGAGAGAGAGAAAGUGUGUACGGUCCAUAGUUUACAAACCAACAGAAAAUACCCACAAAUGGUGCGCAAAUCGAUGGAUUUAAAUGAAACAAAACCUACACAACAACAAAACAAGAAAAAUCAAACCUGAAUAGUCAGCAAAAGUUACCGAUAGAAGAUACAAAACACCGAUGUAAUUAAAUGCCCACUGUUAAUCGCCUUUGUAAAUGUAAACACAUAAACACACAACGCAGAAAAUACCCAAACCGUACUUCCCGGUAUGCAAUAGCCGGUGCCGAAUUUUAAGAAGAAGAAAAAAACACACACAUCAACGCUUUUGUCGUCGUAUUAGGGCAAACUGCUAGCGCUAUGAGUGUGUUGCAAUUGCAAUAGUAAAAGAGAAAAACACACACACAAACGCACGCAAAAUGGCCGCAUAUGAAUCCGUCUAUUUACAAAGCAGAACAAAAAACACAAAAUAGUAAAACAACUGAAAAUGGUAGCAAAAACAGUAAACAAGCAACAUAGAACAGAUCAAAACAGAAGUGUCAAACACAGCACUCUCAAUCUCUCGAAAGUGAAAAGAUGAAAGUAAGAAAGUAGAUAAAAAUCACAUUACCAGCAAAAAAACGAAUGAUCCAAGAACGAUUGGAACUGGUGCGGAUGCCAAAGCGAAAUUGAAAAGGGGCAAGCAACAAGCAAAACAAAACCUGGCAAACACAGCGGUACAAUGCAAAAAGUUUUUUUUAGCUCGUUUUUGGUUAGGAAGGAGAGUUGUAAAUAGUAGUUUGUACGAUUUUGCUUUUUUCGUUUUCGUUUUUGUGUGUUAAGCAGGGCAUUCUUACAUUCCAUCCUUAUAACAUUGUACUGCUACCGGUGCACAUCACUUAUCAACUUUAGUUUUUUCCCCCUUUUUUGUUUUCUGUUUCUUCUUCUUACGCUACUUCUGCUGCUACUUCUACUGCACUUUACUUACUUUACUUACUUGCUACAUUUUUUUCUGUUUAUAGAAUAUACACUGUUCAUAAUAUAUUAUUUGUCCUAUAGUUAAACUGUUUUUAUUUUCUCUUUUCUGUUUCUGUUUCUGUUUUUCCUCCUUCUCCUCUUACUUUAUCUUUCUUUCUUUGUCGGUUAUAUUUUUCCCUCUGUUUUAUUUUUCUUUAUUCUUGAAUCUCCGCUCACUGCUAUUAGUUGUAGGCAUCAAUUUCCUCUGUCGAAAGCUCUAUUCUUUACUGUUAUUUAUUCUACUCGUACUUGUAACCUUUUUCAAUCUUCUUUCCUCCUUCCUAUUCUGUCCAUCCUUUUGUAUUUUUUCAAUCUUCUUAUUUAUUUUUCUAUACUUUAUAUUUUAUUUAAUCUUCCCUUUUCUUAUCUUAUUUUUGUUACACUUUUUUUUAUUUCACAUUUUUAUCUCCAACAACCUCCAUCAAACUAGCUUUCAAAUGUGUGUGUUGUUCGAUCCCGACAAACCAAACGAAUAUCGAAUGUGUUCCAAUGCAUCAUCUUAUACAAGCAGACUUCAGGCGCGCCUACCCAAUGUUCAAUGUUAAUAGUAUAAUCGUUGCAGUACACAAACUCACUCACUCACCCGUCACUGUGCUCAAGCUUGACUAGCGAAUGGUGGACAGAAUACCCGCUUUAACGUUACCAGAGAGGGGGGGAAGACUCGUUUGACGGUUGGUUGAUACUGUUUAGGAGCGCCUUCGAUCAAUGUUUUAGCUUUGAAGUAGGCCGGGGAAAAAUGAUCCAGCACCGAGAAAAGGGGGCUAGUGUUGCUCCCGCUGCGAGGGGAAAGGGGAUGAACAAAAAAUGGUAGAAAACUAUAUAUUUUUCGAUGUUAACUUUUAUGUCCUAUAUUUAGCUAUCGGAUUGUGGUAGAGUACGAAGGAGAGCAUGGAAAACGACAAACAUACAAACAAAAAAAGCAAACCACUAAACAUACAAUACUAAAUGAAAUGCCUUUUCAAAGUACAAAACGUGUGUUGUAUUGCGGAGCCAAGGGUGCAAAGUACUUUUUCAACCAACAGCGUUCAGCCGAGUCGGGAAUAGUUGGUUAGGAAUGGCUCCAAGAGUGUUGCAGUAGUACAUUAUGCGCUGAACGGUGCUUUUGAAUCUGAUUUGCCUAGGUACAACCCGAAACGUGUGCGUGAAAGUGUAUUUAAUGUAAAAAAAAGAACAUGUUAAACUUUCUCAAACCAUGUAAAUAUGAUUUAGUGUUGUGUGGAGGCAGCGUUAAUAGUGACGAAAAAUACUUUUCUCGCGUUACCUUUAUUAAUUAGAAGAAAAAAACGUCACUAUAAAGGAGGAAGGUUGAAAAAGGAAAAACAAAUACACAAAAAAACACACGCACACACUUAAAAAAAAAGUAGUAAAAACAUAAAACUCGCUCAUAUAAAAUGAAAAAAGGAAAAGUAAAGAAAUAAUGAUCAAAAAAAGAAGAUAAAAGAACGGGAAAAACGCCAAACAACACACAUUUGAAAGCUAGAAAAGCAAAGUAAAGCCAUCCCCCCUUUUUAGAACAACGCUUUGGCAUUCGGGAACAGAUAGAAAAAAAGGAAAAAGUGAAUGGGAAAAAAUGCCUCUUCAAUCUAAGAAAGCUGUGAAAUAAAAAUAAAAGGAAGAUUGGAAUAAGAACGGUAGUAGUAGUAGUGGUAGUGGUAGAAGAAAGGAUGAUGUAGAAGCAACACACACACACACACACGCACCAGGUUGAACGAAAUGCUGUGACAGAUUAUAAGUGAAACGAUUGGUUAACGCUUUGUUGCUAUCUCUUUCUAAUGGCAUGACAUCCUUUGCGCCGAAAAGCAAAAAGGAUACGAUUGUCGAGUAUAAACGAGCGAGAUUUUUUUUUUUUUUAAUAUGGCGGGCGACCUGUAGUUGGCCUUGGAUGGCAUACAGUACAUUGUCGCUUGUUGGAACUUGCCACCGCCAGCGGACCGAUUAAGGUUGCCAGCAGAAUACGUAGCUAGUUGUUAAGUGUAAAACAAAACAUUCCAAAAAUCAGAGUGUGUAGUACACAGUAGAGCGGGACUUUUUUUCUGUUAGAAAAAUCUAAGUGAAAUAAUCAAAAUACACCGAACACCGGAAUCAAUCGUGAUGGGAACAACAUACAGAAAACACAACAACACAAAAAGGAGCAAGAAAAACCGUGGAAAUAUUAUUAGAUUGAAAAUCAUAAUUUGCCACAGUGAUAUAGUAGGUAUAUUGGGGAGGGGAGUAGAUAGUAGGAAUGCUGGUAGACGUUCAGUUGCGUCAGUGUGAAGUAUGAAAAACAAGGCAAAAGGUAACAAAAUCACAGUAUGGUACACUUAAUUCGCUUCCUUUGAUUACUAUUCGCACCACAAGCUUACAGAGAAUGUGUUGGUAAAUUACACACCAAUACAGGCGCCGAUCCGAUCGUUCCUGGAUCAUUCGUUCCGAUUCAUAACAGAGGGAGAGAGUGAGAGAGAGAGAGAGAGAGAGAGAGUGUGUGUGUUUGUGUGCGUGAGUAUGUGUUAAUAUGCCGUGUUUGACGUGUUAGGAUAGGAUGUGAAAUUUAAAAACAAAAACCUAUACAACAAGAAGCAAGGAGAAGCUCUGCACCACUUAACACAAAAUCUGGUUUCCACUCACUAUAAUCACCGAAGAAGACAACAACAACAAAAAAUUAGAAGAAAACAAUGUAAAGCAACUAGUAAAACAAAACUAUAAGCACAGCCUCCAUCGCGAAAUUACAAAACAAACAAUACAACACACACACACUUAACAUCCUUAUUGCAAAACACAAACAAACAAAAAACGUGGAGAAGAAAAAAGGGAAGAAGAAAAAAAAACAUGUGUAAUGUGUGUGCGCGCGAGUGUACUAAACUAAGUGUUAAGAGCGCAACAAAGCCCACUACCAGCAUACAUCACAGAUUAGAAAAGGGAAGGAAAAACAAAAAAGGAAACAAAAACAUAAAGCAACAACAAUGCUUGCUGUAAAAGAUACGAUAUUAAGAGAAGAAAAUAGAGAAGCAAAGAAGA